Molecule: messenger RNA, 1750 nt
Organism: Seriola aureovittata
Lineage: Eukaryota; Metazoa; Chordata; Actinopteri; Carangiformes; Carangidae
Gene: hoxa11b
Product: homeobox A11b
Exons: 2
Coding region: 284-1126 (280 amino acids)
Biological process (GO): anatomical structure development; regulation of transcription by RNA polymerase II
Cellular component (GO): nucleus
Molecular function (GO): RNA polymerase II cis-regulatory region sequence-specific DNA binding; DNA-binding transcription factor activity, RNA polymerase II-specific
Source: RefSeq, a predicted model, not a curated record
CGAUGCAAAAUUCCCUCUCAGUAUUUUUCCUUCCCCAUACAGCCAAAGGUCUUCUUUAUAAACUCAUUGACUCAUAUAGCCUACACGUUGAGGCGUAGGCUAUCUGUCAUUUUGUGCCAGUGGUCACAUGGCUUUGGCCCUCAGGAAUGGAUAGAGAUGGAUCCCCACGUCAGCUUGUAGGUCUAAGGAUUUCUGCUCCAGCAGUCUGCCUCAAAGUGACUGGAGCGCAGCGCCGCGGAGGAACUAUGCGCGGAUUAUUAUAGGACGUUUCCAACAGCAGAAUAUGGAUUUUGAUGAGCGGAUAUCUGGCUCUAAUAUGUAUUUACCGAGCUGCACUUACUACGUCUCCGGAGCAGACUUCUCGGGGCUCCCUCAUUAUUUAACCCAAAGCCAGUCUUCUUGCCCCAUGACAUACUCCUACCAGUCCUCAGCCCUGCCACAGGUCCCGUCCGUGAGAGAUGUGGCUUUCAGAGACUAUGGCAUUGAUACUUCCAGUAAAUGGCACCACAGCAGGGGGAGCCUAUCGCACUGCUACACUGAAGACAUCAUGCACAGGGACGGCUGGACAAGCCCGACCUCACGGGGGGGAGAGAUCCUGGUGAAAGGCGGCUCCGGCGCCAGCCACUCCGGCUCCUCCAACCCGACGCCCGGCUUCUAUGGCAGCGUUGGCAGGAACGGCGUCCUGCCGCAGGCUUUCGACCAGUUCUUCGACACUGCCUAUACAGGGAGCGCGGAGAGCAGCACAACGCCGACAGCACAAGCCGCAGACACGGACAGACACGCAGCCAAAACAAGCCCCGCUCCCCCGGCUCACCCGGGCUCGGACACGGCGGAGAGCUGCAGCCCCAAGUCGUCCUCCGGCCACAGCGAGGAGAAGCAGAGCAAAAGCAGCAGUGGCCAGAGGACGCGCAAGAAGAGGUGUCCAUAUUCAAAGUAUCAGAUCAGGGAACUGGAGAGGGAAUUCUUUUUCAGCGUUUACAUCAACAAAGAGAAGCGUUUGCAGCUCUCGCGGAUGCUCAAUCUGACAGAUCGCCAGGUCAAAAUCUGGUUUCAGAACAGGAGGAUGAAGGAGAAGAAACUGAACAGAGACCGUUUACAGUACUACACCACAAACCCCCUGCUAUAAAACAAAAAAACUGAACAAAGACUGUCAGUGGCACGCAGCCAUGCACCCUCUCAUCUAUACACAUCUACAUCAUUACCUGGACAAGAUGAUGAUUUUUUUUAAUGUACCACACUUCAUAAAGAAUGACUAUUUAUACAGUAUUUUGUCAUUAAACACCGUUGACUCUAUUAUUAUUAUUAUUAUUAUUAUUAUUAUUAUUAUUAUUACACAGGUAUAUUAUUCUCUUUGCCCGACCAAACAACAAUUUUCCAAAUUCUUUUUUUUUUUUUAAUUACGUGGUUGCGUUUUUGGUGCGCUUACGAGGAAAACCAGCAGUGUAUGAAUUCAUUUUAUAUUAUUCAAUAAUACACACGCAGAUUACCGAACUGCAUUUCUAUAGACAGAAUAAUCUUAUUUUUUUUCCUUAAAAUGAAUCUUUAUUUUCGCCAAUAUACACACGCACAUGUACUGUAUCUUCAAAAAUAAUCUUUUUUUUUUCUUCCUUUAAAUCAUUUUUACAAAUUUACGCACGCACACGCAACUCUUGUGGCCAGAAAUCUUGACAUUAAACUACUGUUCGUGUUUCCUUCUUUCUCUUCAUCUUUUAACUUUAUUGUCACAAUAUAACCCCGUUAACUGGAGACU